Lutzomyia longipalpis is the source of this 1237-nucleotide messenger RNA. RefSeq names its product luciferin sulfotransferase-like. The coding region runs from base 158 to 1138 and encodes 326 amino acids. NCBI's taxonomy places the organism in Eukaryota, Metazoa, Arthropoda, Insecta, Diptera, Psychodidae. Gene Ontology annotation, cellular component: cytoplasm. Gene Ontology annotation, biological process: sulfation. The record is from RefSeq and is a predicted model, not a curated record. Gene Ontology annotation, molecular function: sulfotransferase activity. The transcript is spliced from 3 exons.
AAAGAUGUUUGAGUGUUGUGUUUCGAAUUUAAAAAAAUGAUUCAGUUUCAUUUUGGCUCUUUACUUUGCCAGACGACUGAAUAAAUUCGCGAAGAGAUUUCCGCAAGAAAGUGAGAUUAAAAGUGAUUUAGAAUUAAUUAUUUUUCGUUGAGUAAAAAUGCCCUUUACGUGCGAAAUUGUUCCUUUUAACGAUGUUACGAAGAAGUACACGAUAAGUCGACCAAUGAAGAUUGCAAAGUUCAAUGACUCUGAUGUUCCGGAUGAUCUUGAAGUAGCCCGAAAAUGGGCUGUAAAGCCAACAACCCUGUCGCCCAGCUUUGGAGACAGAUAUCCUGGAAUAAAGGAUCUAGAUGCAAGACCAGGAGACACCUGGGUUGUGAGCUUCGCUAAAUGUGGCACCACGUGGACACAGGAAAUGGUCUGGUUACUUGACAACAAUUUGGACUUUGAAGCUGCAAAGACGACUCCUCUUACAAAUCGUUUUCACUACUUGGAACUAAAUAAAUUGCCAAAUGGUGAACCAGGAGAACCAAUUAAGAAACUAAGGGAUAUGACAACCAAGAGGUACAUCAAGAGUCACCUUCCGGCUCAUCUCCUCUCAAGAUCAUUGUGGUAUGCAAAGAGUAAAGUCAUCUAUGUUGCAAGAAAUCCCAAAGAUGCAGCUGUUUCAUUUUUUCAUCAUCAAAAGAAUUUGGAUGGGUUUACAGGAAGCUUAGAUGACUAUCUGGAUAUCUUUAUAAAUGAUUAUGUUAUGUUUGGCCCCUUCCAUGAUCAUGUUCUUGAUUUCUGGCGCAUGAGGGACGAGGAGAAUGUCCUUUUUAUCACCUACGAAGAAAUGAAGCGCGAUCUUGAGGGUGUUAUAAGGAAGACCUGCGCCUUCUUGGGCAAAGACUAUCCUGCUGAACGUAUUGAAGAGCUUAAGGAGCAUCUCUCCUUCAAAUCCAUGCGCGAAAAUGAUAAAAUUAAAAUUGAGCAUUUUACGGGAAUUUAUCAAGACUGGCAGGAUAAGAGCUACAGAUUCGUACGCAAGGGCCAAGUGGGUGGUUAUAAAUCAGAAAUGUCUACCGAAUGGAUUGAGAAGUUCAACAAGUGGUCUGAAAAGGAACUCCAAGGAAGUGGCUUUAAAUUCGAAGAGUAGCAGCUCUUCUGGUGGUUUGUUCUUGAGAGAAGGAGGAAUAAAGGAUGCGGGAAUUGAGAAGAGAAAUAGAAUAAAAAGAAAGAUAAUCUCUUUGAUUAA